Messenger RNA from Plutella xylostella (diamondback moth), 2135 nucleotides. RefSeq lists its product as uncharacterized. The record is from RefSeq and is a predicted model, not a curated record. Lineage: Eukaryota; Metazoa; Arthropoda; Insecta; Lepidoptera; Plutellidae.
GAUUCACUGUGAAGCCACUGGUUUUCUCACGGUCAAGGCUGGACCACUGCAAACACAAAUCUUUCCUGCGCACGCGCCGCGCCACCGGUAGUUAGGGUCACUCGACACUCAGACGUUGACCGAAGCGGUCGCAUCUUGUGCAAUAUUACCCAACAUUGUUUACCUCUGACAUUGUAGAGUUGAAGGCGAAUAAUAAAAUUGUCAACAUUGAAAUGAAGGUGUUAGUGGUUUUGUUGCUAUUGUGUGCUGGCGGCGCCUACUCGGACAUGUCUCAGGACUGCGACAUGGCGGCGUUCUACCUCGAGCUGGGUUGCACGCCGUCAGCCGCUGACAACAGCACCUGCCCGCAGGCCUUCACCUGCCCCGACCUGCACCCUGACCCCACCAUGUGCUAUUACAGAGGAGUCGCUUACAAGGACGGCGCGAUGAUCCCCGAGUCGCUCGUCAGGAACCCCUGCUCCAUGUACUGCAGUUGCUCGCUGCGUGACGUCACGCCACAGUUCCAUUGCGUGGCCGUCGACUGCCCAGAGUUCUUCAACUCUGACGAGAAGGAGCAAUGUAUCUACACGUAUCAGCCCAUGGAGUGCUGUCCGACGGCCAAAGUUUGUGGAAAAGACGCGAUCGCUAAUCUGAGCACAUGUGAAGUGGACGGCAAAGUCUAUCUCGAGGGUCAGACCUUCAAGAAAUCGCACAAGACUUGCGUCUGCUCAGCGCAGUGGAACGGUAGUACCGACAACCCCGCCGACUGCCGGGAGGUGAACUGUGGCAUCGAGAUCCACUACCAGGACAAGCUGAUGAACCGCUGUGCGCCGGUGUUCGUCAACGCUCGAUCAUGCCCCUUCACUUUUGAGUGCCAGACGCCCAAGUCCAAAAUCAUCCGUGGCCUGAACGUGCGCGCGGCGGACUCGGAGUGUGUUUUCGGCAACAUGACCCUGGCCAUUGGAGACGAGCUGGUGGCCGACGAGCCCUGCACCAUCUGCACCUGCCAGGUGCCGCCCUUCGUCACGUGCAUCAAGAAGACCGCUUGCGACAACUAGGGGGAGAAGCAGACCGCUUGCAACGACUAGGUCUAUGGCGGCGUUGAUGGCCGAACGGCCACCGCUGGCUAAACUGAGUUAGUUUAGCUUAGCUUGCAUAGUUUAGCCAGUUUUUCAUACAUGUGCGACUUGUGCGUCCACCGCAAACUAUGCACUAUAUAUGAAAAACUGGCUCAAUCAUGCGAGCUAAGCUAAACUAACUUGAACUUACUUAGUUUAGCCUGCGUUGGGCGUUCGGCGAAACUCGUGAUAGAUGAGUCUGUGUAUAAAAUCUACUCAGUGAUGCAAUGUUGGCUGUAGGCUGUAGUAAAGUAAAUAAAUCCGCCUGUUUCUGGUUAUGAAAGUCAUUGUAUAAAUAUUUACUGUAUUUAAAGUAGGUAUGUGCCCAAUCUGAACACCGUUUAUGGGAAAUGGAUUUUAGAAGCUUUUUUACCUGAUGAUCUUUCGGUUUUGAAAAGUUAUGUUCUUCCAUUUUCUACUGACGAUUUUAAUAUCGUUAACUAAGCGGAUAAGUAUUACCUAUUAAACUCAUAAUAAAAAUAAACAAAGCAUGCUGUGAUGGUGAGCUGGACUGACGAUGAUGAGGAAUAUCCUGAAGGAUAGUGAUACGGCUACAUAUACUGUUUCCUUUAAUAUUUAUUUGCUAUAUAAAAAGUUAAAAACAUUAAAAAUAUAUCUUUGUAUUUAGUUAUAAUUAAAUCUAUUUACACUAUGUACACAGCCUUGAUGACCUUUAUAAAUUAAAACUUAAGGAUGUUGCGACUCUUAUCUAUAUUGUACUUAUCGAGACUAGACUUAACUUAGUUUUAUACAAUCUCUUUCAAAUCAAAAGUAGAUAUUUGUAAAUUAAUUACGCUACACUUUGAUCUAUUUAUUACUUACUACUAUUUACUGACAAUGUUUACGUAUAAUUAUGUGUUAAUAUUAUAACAAGCUUUAAUAUGAAGCUUUUUAGAAUUAAAAUUAUAUUUAACUAUUCAACGCAGCUAGUUAGGUACUUACUUAGAAAUAGUAAAAAUAAAUGCAUCCCUUAUCAAUCAUCUUUUUGGUUGCUUACUUAGUCAUAAGUGGUAAAAAACGUAACGUACUUAAUUAAAA